CUCCGUCUCUUUCUCUUCAUCUCUGCCCUCUUCACUUCUUCCUACAACUCUCUUUUACAUUUCUCCUGAUCUGUUGCUAUUUCUCUCCAUCCACUCCUGCCUCGUUACUCCGUUUUACCGAUCUGUCUGUCCACCCGUCGCACUGUGCUCGUCCGAGGCUAGUGUUCUCCUGGCCACCAUGAAGCUUCUUAUCGGAGGAGGAACAGAAAGAGGUGGAGGAGAACGAGGCGAACGAGGAGGUGGAGAAGGAGGAGGCGGAGGAGAGAAGAAUGCUUUCUCCUUCAAGAAGUGUUCCGCUUUUCAGUUCGUCAAAAGGAAGGUACGGAGGUGGAUGCGUAAUCCCAAAGUCAGUUCGGAGGGUAAAGACAUCCAGGGGCAGGGAGGUGCGCUGUAUGCCCACUGCACCCCCACAUGCCCCCUGGUGGCUGAUGGUCUGUGGUACACCCACUUCCCGUCCCCAUACGCCUGCUGCCACUACGACCAUGGGCACAGCCAGGGGCACAGCCAGGGGCACGGCCAGGGGCACAGCCAGGGGCACAGCCAGGGGCACGACCAGGGGCACGACCAGGGGGUAGGAAGAGACGACAAAAGCAAGGCCUGUAAGGUUAGGAAGUGGAAGAUGCUGAACAGUCACCACACCGAUCUCAAGCAAAAGGAGGCGGAGUCUCAAGCACAUCUUGGCGGCGGUUCUUGGGGGACGAGACCCAAUCCCCUGCUUGCUAACCCUGUCAUGUUGGAGUGCUGUGUCUGCAGUGGACCCUUUGUUAGCUAUGCUCUGGAAGAGGCCUGGCAGCCGCGACAACGCACUCAGGCGAUGGAUCUCUACUACCAUAAUGACCCAGACCUGGAAAACUACUGCUGUCCAGAUGAUUCUGCGUUCAUGAAACAGAGAAGGAUGGGUCUGAAUGACUUUAUUCAGCGGUUGGCCACCAGCAACUCCUACGCCUGCAAACAUCCUGAGGUAGAGUCUAUUCUUAACCUCCCCCCUCCACAGCAGGAAGCCGAACUCAUGAACGCAAACCCCUCUCCACCUCCCAGUCCCUCACAGCAGAUCAACCUGGGCCCGUCCUCCAACCCCACAGCCAAGCCCAGUGAUUUCCACUUCCUAAAGGUUAUUGGGAAAGGCAGCUUUGGCAAGGUCCUCCUGGCCAGACAUCGCAAUGAUGACCAGUUCUAUGCUGUCAAAGUACUGCAGAAGAAGGCCAUAUUGAAGAAGAAAGAGGAGAAACACAUCAUGUCAGAAAGGAACGUCCUGCUGAAGAACAUCAAACACCCUUUCCUGGUGGGACUCCACUACUCCUUCCAAACCGCGGAGAAACUCUACUUCGUACUGGAUUAUAUCAAUGGAGGAGAGUUAUUCUACCACCUUCAGAGGGAGCGUUGUUUCCUGGAACCCCGGGCGCGGUUCUACACGGCAGAGAUCGCCAGUGCCCUGGGUUACCUCCACUCUCUAAACAUUGUGUACCGAGACCUGAAGCCAGAGAACAUUCUACUGGACUCACAAGGUCACAUCAUACUCACUGACUUUGGCCUCUGCAAAGAGAACAUAGAACCGAACGGAACCACGUCCACAUUCUGUGGGACUCCGGAGUAUCUUGCCCCGGAGGUGCUCCACAAGCAGCCGUAUGACCGGACCGUCGACUGGUGGUGUCUGGGGGCAGUGCUUUACGAGAUGCUUUAUGGCCUGCCUCCUUUCUACAGUCGGAACACAGCGGAAAUGUACGACAACAUCCUGAACAAGCCUCUGCAGCUGAAACCCAACAUCUCCAACGCUGCUAAACAUAUUCUGGAGGGUCUGCUGCAGAAAGACCGUACACAGAGACUGGGCCAUACGGAUGACUUUGAGGAGAUCAAGAACCAUGUUUUCUUCUCUCCGAUUAACUGGGAUGACCUCACGGCUAAGAAGCUCACCCCACCAUUCAAUCCCAAUGUGACGGGGCCUAACGAUCUUCGUCACUUCGACCCGGAGUUUACAGACGAGCCAGUCCCCUCCUCCGUGGGUUGCUCCCCUGACUCCUCCCUCAUCAGCGCCAGUAUUAAAGAGGCUGCGGAGGCCUUCCUGGGAUUCAGCUACGCCCCCUCUAUGGACUCCUAUCUAUAGGCCAGCGGAUGUGUCCAUCAGCUAAUGAGAAACCACGCCCAGAACACUGUGUGCUUCUGUCUCCCUCAGAAUCAUCGCGCACAGCCUCCUCUCGGCCUAAGAUGGACUUGAACGCCCUCACCCUCCCCCAUCGUAAAUGACAAGUUAUUUUUGCACAUGGCUCAGGCUGCUUUACUGCCAGCCCCCCCCCCCCCCCCCCCCCCCCCCCGUCCCCACACACACCUCAAGACAUCCUCACCUUCAGUCAACUUGGGUUGCCAGAAAUUGGAGUCGAGUCUUGACAACCAGUUGCUUCUAGUUUCUGCCAGCCCUGCACAGGCAUUUCUUUUAGGCCUGCUCUGUUACACAUCUGCCUGCCUGUCUGUCAAGGUGUCUGUCUGUCUGUCGAGGUGUCUGUCUGUCUGUCGAGGUGUCUGUCUGUCUGUCGAGGUGUCUGUCUGUCUGUCGAGGUGUCUGUCUGUCUGUCGAGGUGUCUGUCUGUCUGUCUGUCGAGGUGUUGUUAGAAUGUCUCAUCUGUCAGAGAGAGAUGGAGGUUUGCUCUUUAAGGUGCCUUGAUAAAGAGGAUGUAGUAUGUCAGUAAGGUUGUCUUUCUCUCUAUUGCACUUGUGUGUUUUGUCUCAUUCGACCUGAUUUGACUUGUUCUCCACUGAUGGCUGUAGGUGGAACUCUGGUUCCUCCCCAAUGGCACCCUGUUGUCUAAAUAGUGCACCCUAUUCCCUACAAGUGCACUACUUUAGCCCACUACAGAGCCCAUAUGAAAUCCUCCCUUACAGCCUACUCACCGUUUCACUCAGUCACCAAGAGCACAGGAUUGGUUGUUUGCUGGUGGGAGUGGCUGAGCUGUUGAUUGGUUGAUUGAUUAAUUGGUUAAAAGAUGGUCUGGUUGAUUGAUUAAUUGGUGACUGCAUUGGGGAGAAGGCAAAGCUGCUAAUAUCUACGGUUCUGUAUCCUAAGUUCUGUUCUAAAGAACCUGGACCAAUAGAAAGAUGAAAUGGUUCCCCAAAUGACCCGCUAUUCCCUAUUGUGCAUGACUUCCAGAGCUCUGGUCUCUAGCAGUGCAUUAUAUAGGGAAUAGGGGGCCAAUAGGGAAGCAGGUGUGUACCGACAGAACAUGUUGUUGUGUUGACAUCCGUCCCCAUUCCUCAUCCCCUGGUCUUCCAGUCGCCUUUUGAUGAUGUAACAUCGCUCUAACACACAACAUUCCAUUUUAAUAUUGCUGUACGCAGCAGUUGAACGUUGUAUUUAAGUUUGUAUAUUUGGAGUCUAUUUGUGUACUAGUUUUAAUGUAUAUGAAACAAACUAAAGGUAUGAUUAAAUAAUGUAUGUUAACUCUUCAUGUUAAAUGUACUGUACAUUAUGGUUAUGUGGCUGUGUUGGGUUUGCAAUGAUAAAGUGUUAUCUCCUGA
Molecule: messenger RNA, 3507 nt
Organism: Esox lucius (northern pike)
Lineage: Eukaryota; Metazoa; Chordata; Actinopteri; Esociformes; Esocidae
Gene: sgk1
Product: serum/glucocorticoid regulated kinase 1
Exons: 13
Coding region: 179-2101 (640 amino acids)
Biological process (GO): protein phosphorylation
Molecular function (GO): protein serine/threonine kinase activity; ATP binding
Source: RefSeq, a predicted model, not a curated record